Molecule: messenger RNA, 2639 nt
Organism: Camelina sativa (false flax)
Lineage: Eukaryota; Viridiplantae; Streptophyta; Magnoliopsida; Brassicales; Brassicaceae
Source: RefSeq, a predicted model, not a curated record
UUAAAAAAUAUAAAUCAUAAAUGAUAUUAGCUUUUCUCCUCAUUUACAGAACGGCGACUUUGCCGACCUUAAAAAAAAUUACAGAACGACAUUUUUUUCUUCCCAACAUAACCGUCCUCUCCGUCGACUCACUCAUCGUCCCUACCGGUAUCGAUAUCACCGCAUCAGAGACACGCACUCCACCGUCGACAUCGACGUCUCUCUCCCCUUCACCGGCGAGGAAUCAACCUCACUUAAGUAAACAUAUUAGUCUUUUAAUCCGACUUUCAUGUGACGCUCUGAACUCCCAAAUUAAUUGGAUCUUGCAAUGGAUUUUAUAUAUGAAAAUAGUUGUGAAGAUUAAACUCAAAGAUGAAAUUUAUAUCUUCACCUUAGGAGCAUAUUGGUGUCGAUUUUUACUAUUCCUAUAUCGUCAUCUAUGCUUCUAUAUUUUUCUGGUUUAGAUAUUGUGCCAUCACCGAUACCUAUUAGCCAUUCUGCAAAAUCUUUCUCCGCCUGGUGCAACCUCAUAUUUUUCUCAAGAGUGAAUAUAGAGCAAUAGUUCCAUAAAUAUGAACGGUUGAUUGUUGCCAUAACAGUUUCUUGUCUGGUGCCUUGUGGUAUAACUGGCAGAAUUUGUCUAAAAUCACCACCAAGAAGCACUGUUUUUCCGCCAAAGGGUUUGUUUGCUGCAUCUGGAUUUGCCACUGAGAGUACAUCUCGCAAACUCUUAUCAACAGCUUCAAAUGCAAAUCGAUGGCACAUGGGUGCUUCAUCCCAAAUGAUGAGAUCUGUUUUUUCCAGUAAUUCUGCAAGCAUGGAACCACGACUGAUGUUACAAGUACUGUCUUGAUGAAGAUCUACCGGAAUCUUGAAACGUGAAUGUGCAGUUCAACCGUUAGGUAAAAGUGUAGCUGCAAUCCCGGAUGAAGCUACUGGUAUGUCAUCAGCUAGGUGACGCCAACAAUGCUCCCAUAAACUAAGAGGGCUACUUAAUUCGCAGUAAAGUAACAAUGUCACAAAGAGAUGACGAAGCUGAAAAGGAUAUGCAUAUUGUGCUGCUUCGUCCAUAGCCUCCUUCCAUUCAGAAUCACCAUUCAACAUCCCUCUAGCAUAACAUGCCGCCUUGAAUGUCUUAUAUUUAACAUUAUCAACGGUUAGUAAAUCAUCAAAGCUUGUUGGCCCUUUUUCUGUAUUCAGCAGCAUUCUCAAGUAAUAUAAGUCUCCUGCUGUCGGAUGAAUGUUUACUAUUCUUCCUAUGCUGAAUCCUUGCUUUCUUUUUGACCAUGUUUUCGCAUCUGCAUCCCACACGUAAUAUGAAGGGAAUUGGAUAUAUGUAAGUUUUCUUGCUUCAGGACACCGUUUGUUCAUCUCAAACCAUUCAGUAAGCAUUGUUUUCUCGAUUCCAUCUUUUGACAGAAUGUAUUCUAGUAUAGCUCCUUCAGGGUAAACAAUUCUUUGUUGGUUUGGUAGGUGUAAUGAUAGUCUUGUUACUGCAGGUUUUUGUUUAUGUAUAUCGAAUGCAAAAAUUCGCCAAGUAGCUUCACAUGCAGAGAGGAGUGCGAGAUUGUGAGGCACAACAUAGCUGUUAUCAAGCUUUGUAUUUCCCUUCAUGACAAAUUUUCUUUCGUCAUAUCUCCUACGGGGGCAAAACGUAAAAAUGACAGGGAAAAUUAUCUUCCAAGGCUUCCUGUGUGGCUUAUUCGGAGGAUCAUUAGCAUACAACCUAUAUUCCGAAGGUAUGGCACUAACGUCGGCUACGUUUAUGUCUGCAGUGGGUAAUCUUUUACCCGCCGUAACAUUCAUCGUUGGCAUCUCUGUAAGGUUGGAGAGACUAGAUUUAGGAUCAAUGGCAGGGAAAGCAAAAGUAUUUGGGACAUUAAUGGGAAUAGGUGGAGCAAUGUUGUUCACCUUCUACAAAGGUUUUCCCAUUGAUUUCUUGAAGUCUGACAUUAACCUUCUACCCAACACUAGAAGCAGUCAUGUGGCUUUGUCGACGUCCCACCAAGUGUUGGGAGUCUGUUUAGCCUUCGCUGGUUGCAUCUCUUAUUCCAUAUGGAUCAUCAUACAGGCAAAGAUGAGUGAAACAUUGCCAUGCCAAUACACUAGUACGGGGUUGAUGAGCGUAAUGGGUUUCUUUCAAUCAACUAUCUAUGCGUUGUGCUUGGAGAGAGACUGGACGCAAUGGAAGCUAGGGUGGGACAUAAGGCUAUGGACAGCUGCAUUUUCGGGAACAAUAGGAACAGCUCUAAUAGUAACACUAACAGCAAUUUGUGCGAGGCUAAAGGGUCCACUCUUUGUAGCCGCUUUCAACCCUCUAAUGCUCGUAAUUGUAGCCUUGGCUGGUGCUUUGUUGUUGGACGAAAUGCUUUAUCUAGGAAGUAUAUUGGGAGCAAUAUUGAUUGUAUGUGGGCUAUAUGUUGUGUUAUGGGGAAAAGGUAAAGAGUUGAGUGGAUUAGUUCCGUCGGGAGAAAGCAAAACACAUAAAUCGCUCGAGAUUAUUGUUGCUAGUGCUAACCAUGGUGGCUCGAUCUCUGGCUGAAAUGAAAACGAUAGAAAAUGACACUAGUGAAAGAAAGAAUGUUAUCAGCCGUUGAUAUUAUCAGUUCCAUUUAUUUUCAAACCGUACUAGUGAAAUCAAUUUCUUAUUUAGUUCAAUU